GCGCUGAUAUGAUUACGGACUGUCGCUUCAACGGUGAAGAAUUUCCUUGCUGCGAAAAGUUUCGUAUGGUCGACUCGGAAUACGGAUAUUGCUUUUCUUUUAACACCUUACAGAGCGAGAGCUCUCGUGACGAGCCGCUGUAUGCUGUGAAUAGGUCGACUGGACCAGGACUUUUAACAUAUCGCCUUUUGUAUGAUGCCUAUAUCUCUGUGCACAGUCCAGAAGAGCUUUCAACAAACAACCUGGAUUUUAAGUUCAAAUUCGACGUAAAAGCUAGAUCAGAGAACCGAGUACAAUUCCUUUUCUCCAUGGUAGAGAUGGAGAACGACCCCAUGUUGCUGGCUGAGGGUAUCGACGUCAGACAUUGCAGGAACCUUGAAGAAGUACCUGAAAGAAAGUUCCAUACCUAUCCGGUAUAUUCUUACGGCGCUUGUCGUUUAGCGCAAGAGACAGAGCAUUUUUACGAACAUUGCGGAUGCAUUCAUCCUGCCCGUCACACUUCUUAUGAAACUAUGUACUGUAACUAUACAGGACUAAAUUGUGUAGUUGACGUUGAAGUCCAAAAACAAAAGUUGGGUGCUGACAAACAUGACAAUCAUGAUAAGACUUGUCUACCCUCAUGUGUUGAGAGUGAACUUACUACCAUACACAUUUCUAGGAAUUGGGUGAAUGAAGAAUACCAGGGUGCUUUGGUUAGUAUCCGCAUGGCGUCGUUGCCUACCCUGCGUUAUACGAGGAACCUGGUCCGGACCGAUUUGGAUUUUGUUGUGUCCAUAGGAGGUAUGGUCAGCCUGUUCACCGGUGCGUCGAUUUUAAGUAUUGUAGAAGUACUUUACCUCGUUUUUAGAUCUCCUAGAAGGAUGUAAAAAGUUAGACGAAUUUUAUCUGCUUUUGGUAUUUACUUUAAAAGCUUUAAGAAAAUAAGUUUAGAUAAGAAAUGAGAAUCAAACCAAGAGUUAGCUUUCACUUUUUUCUAUAACAGCUGUGAAUUAUUUAUAGUUAUUAUGAUAAACUAUCUAUAUUGUAUACCACACAAAAUAAACAUUUGCAGAAAGUAAAACCAGUUGGAGCAGCAUAAUUUAUGCAUUCUAAUCUCCAUCUUUAUCGUUAUUUAUUCAUAUACAGUAUACACUUAAG
Molecule: messenger RNA, 1137 nt
Organism: Ostrinia nubilalis (European corn borer)
Lineage: Eukaryota; Metazoa; Arthropoda; Insecta; Lepidoptera; Crambidae
Product: degenerin del-1-like
Exons: 8
Coding region: 9-866 (285 amino acids)
Biological process (GO): sodium ion transmembrane transport
Cellular component (GO): plasma membrane
Molecular function (GO): ligand-gated sodium channel activity
Source: RefSeq, a predicted model, not a curated record